This is a messenger RNA of Tetrahymena thermophila SB210, 834 nucleotides long. Its product is annotated as Rab-family small GTPase. The record is from RefSeq and is a predicted model, not a curated record. The transcript has 3 exons. NCBI's taxonomy places the organism in Eukaryota, Ciliophora, Oligohymenophorea, Hymenostomatida, Tetrahymenidae. Gene Ontology annotation, molecular function: GTPase activity; GTP binding.
CUAAUAUCAUAUAAAUUUUUUUUGGCAUAAAUAAUUAAUUGUUAAUAAUUAAAGUUGCGUAAAGAAUUAUUAUUAUAAAUAGAAUAAAAGCAGAAAGGAAAUUAUUUAGAUUGGAUUAAAAUAGAUAGAAUGGCUGAUACUGGUUAGUUAUUAUUUAAGAUUAUCAUGUUAGGAGAAACUGGUGUAGGUAAAUCAUAAAUGCUUUAAAGGUACACCAAAAAUAAAUUUACAGAAGAUUAUGUUACAACUAUUGGCGCUGAAUUUGCUACAACAAGUGUUAAAUUGAAUAAUGGGUAAGUCGUACAAGUAUAAAUUUGGGAUACAGCUGGAUAAGAAAAGUUUAGAUCUAUUACUAGAGCAUUUUAUCGUGGUGCAGUUGGAGCUGUUUUAGUUUAUGAUAUUUCAGAUUAACAAACUUUCAAAAAAUGUGAUAAAUGGCUUGACGAAAUUAAAUAAUAUAAUUAAGAUAACUAAAUUGCUAUUUUAUUAGUUGGAAACAAGAAAGAUUUAAUUGAUAAAUAGCAAGUAAAUAAUCAAGAAGCUUUAAAUUUUGCUCAAUCUAAAAACCUAGCUCUUGCAUUCUGCUCUGCUAAAACAGGAGACAAUGUUAAAGAAGCCUUCACUUCUCUCAUAGAAGAAAUCUAUUAGCAACAUGAAAAAGUCAAUUCUCUAGCAAAUAAGCAAGAAUCACAAAAUGAAAAUACCUAACCUAAGUAACAAGUAGACUAAUAAGUUAAUAGCAGAAGUGAAUUUAAGAAAAAUGAAUAAGGCUAAUCUCUAUUACACCCAAGUAAAACUGAACCCAAAAAGAAACCUUCUGGCUCUUGUUGUUGA